This is a messenger RNA of Rhineura floridana, 2256 nucleotides long. RefSeq names its product leucine rich repeat containing 73 (gene LRRC73). Gene Ontology annotation, molecular function: protein binding. Lineage: Eukaryota; Metazoa; Chordata; Lepidosauria; Squamata; Rhineuridae. The record is from RefSeq and is a predicted model, not a curated record. The coding region runs from base 863 to 1774 and encodes 303 amino acids. The transcript has 6 exons.
GAAGUGACGGCGGCCGGAAGAGGGAUUCAGAGCCUGGAGUCAUCGGAUCUGCUCGGGCCUGAGCAGGUCAGGUCUUUCCCGCUAGGGCCACGGGGGAAGCAGCAGGCGGAGCAGGUGCGGCGGUGGCAGGGCAAACCUCUGCGAUCUAUAUUGAAGCCCUGUGGACGGGGAGGAGGGCGCCGGGGAAGGGGCAAGAUCUCUGAUAGACAACUAAAGCUGGAGGGCACAGCAGGUAGCCCGCCCCCCCUCUUCCCCGGCGGACCCACCGACAUCCUCCAGGGUUGCGUAAAAGACUUGAGUAUAUAUUCUCUGUGGUUUCUCUUCGUAUGAGAUUCCAGAAGGGAUCUGGCUCCGAUUUGGAUUUGUCGUGCCUGGUAUUUCAGAUUGCCUGGCAUCUGCCUGUACACCACCUAUCGGUCUGUUCACCUUUCCUUCUUUAUAAUCCUCCUGUUAUGAACUCAAUACCGCUGUGCUUGUGACGGAUUUGUUCUCUGCAUGCUUUAAUUUGCAUUUGCACAGAAUUUACCUGGAUGCAUCUGAAUUGCAUAGAAGUUUCUACGCGGAUCCAGCAUGAGCAACACUUAAAGCCGCUCUAAGGGGCACCUAUUUGAAUUGCAGACUGUCUGUUGGACUGUGCCGAAUAGCACGUUAAACUCGGGUAUUUUAAUAUUACACCUUGACCUCCAGCUUCGAUUGCACAACCGUCGGUCUAGUCAUUUCCUUAACGCACCGCUUACCUCUUCUGAUCCGGAUUGCAAAACAAACCCUGCACUGGUCUGGAUUGCACGUUGUUUGCCUGCGCACAUUCGGAUUAGCACAGCAGCUCCGGCAGCUAAGAGUGUUUGCUCACAAAGGUGUAAAGAUGUUGCCAGGAUCUAUCCAGAUCUCUGGGGAGACUUUAUCAAGUGCCGAGAUUCGGGAUAUCUGUGAGAGCCUAAGAGAGAACUCCAUCAAACUGCUUUCGCUCCGGGGCUGCCAGCUUUCUGACCGAGAUUUUGGCUGUAUCUGCAGGGGGGUAGCAGAAUCUCACUCUUUAGCUCAACUUAAUCUUAACUUGGGGAUUGUCUCCAGUAUCAGUCGGGUCAAGCAACUGGCUGAAGCCCUGAAGACCAACCGCUCUGUCCAGUCUUUGUUCCUCCAUGGAAGUCCCCUGACAGAUGCUGGUCUGGCUCUUCUCAACCCAGCACUCUCCAUCCAUCCCUCACUAGUGGCCUUGGACUUAGGGGACUGUAUGUUGGGUGAUGAAGGUAUUAACUUGAUCUGUGGCCUCCUCCCUCCUGAUGGGGCCAAAUCAGGCUUGAAGGAAUUGACUCUCAGUGCUAACCCUGGCAUCACUGGCAAAGGAUGGGGACGCUUGGCUAUUGCAGUGGCUCACAGUUCCCAGGUGCGAGUGUUGAACUUGGACUACAAUCCACUGGGUGACCAGAUAGCAGGAAUGCUGGCAGUUUCUGUGGCAUCCAGCCGCACCCUAGAGGUUUUGGACUUGGAAGGAACAGGACUUACCAACCAGUCAGCCUUGAUCCUGCUGGACAUGGUAGAAAACUACCCAACAGCUUUGCGGACGCUGAUCCUGGCAGAGAACAACAUCAGUCCUGAACUGCAGCAGCAAAUCUCUGACCUCCUUUCUGAGGGGGAGGAAGAAGAGGAGAUGGAGACUCAUGAAGUCAUGGCCAGAGAGAAGAAUGCAUGGAUCUGCCAGAACAAUUCCAGUUCUCAAAUGGUCUUGGUAACAUCAGGCCUUGGAGAAAGUCUGUUAGCGGAAACAGAGAUGUGAACAGGAGAAAAACAUUUUCAUGUAUGGGGAAGUGUAUAUGUUUAUAAAAAUGUGCAUUCUCGCAUGAUGUGUGUGAAUGCAUACUGUGCUUGUGUGUUUGAAAGUGAGUAUAUGCACAAGGCAAACAGAUGGGCAUAAAAGGUCGUAUGUCUAUGUGCAAAUGCUGCACCUGCUCUGAGUGCAGAUCCACACACUGUGUCUUACUGAAGUCACCUUUUAGCUCCACAUUGGGACAUGACCCAAGGUAAUCUUUGUCUGUGUCACACAACUUGUCAAUUGCUUGUGAUUGUCCAGUUGCUGUAUUUAUAGGUCACACCAUCCAUUCUUGACUAAGCUGUGGGGGAGGCUAUAUUUAUUCAGAUGUGUAUAUUUAUGUAUAACAGAUAAGCUUUUAUUGCUUGUAUCUGUGUCUUGAGUAGAAUUUUAUAAAGUUCACAGAAAUGGCACAGUUGUGGCUGUGUGGCACUUUACUUUCAACUAUA